Musa acuminata subsp. malaccensis (wild Malaysian banana) is the source of this 2370-nucleotide messenger RNA. RefSeq lists its product as uncharacterized. NCBI's taxonomy places the organism in Eukaryota, Viridiplantae, Streptophyta, Magnoliopsida, Zingiberales, Musaceae. The record is from RefSeq and is a predicted model, not a curated record.
UGUUUCCUAGCUUCCCACCCUCCAAAGGCCGUGCUAUAUAUAGAAGGUAGUCGUCUCUCUCCUCCCACCUUCCUAGCUUCCCAUGGAUGUGCUAUGAAUAGGAGGAAUAGUUUUCUCUCUCCUUCCUAUCCCAAAGGUAAAAGAUGUUGUGUGAUGUGAUAGGAGAGAGGGAGAGGAACGGCAGGAAGGAGGAGGAGGCAGAGGUGGAGGAAGUCCAUUAGCCAUCUUCCAUUUCUCUUUUCAUCCUCUCUUCAGUGCAUUCGUUGCCACAAGUCCUUGUUGUGGGGAGGAGGAGGAGAAGGAGGAGGAGGCUUUGCGGAAAGAGAAGCAGGAGGAAGAAAAAGGAGUUAUUUUAUCUCUCUUUACCUCCUCUCUUUAUUCCAUUCAUUUCAAGGUGGUGCUUUAUCGACUGAUAUCUUGUAGAAUUCUUUUGAGGAAAGAGAAGCAGGAGGAAGAAAAAAGAGUUCUUUCAUCUCUCUGUUCCUCCUCUCUUUCAAUCCAUUCAUUUCAAGGAGGAGGUGGAGGUGCUUCAUCUAGAUAUAUCUUGUAGGAUUCUUUGAGAGAAUAGCAGGAGGAAGCAAAGGAGGAGGAGGACUAUUACCCUUCGUUCAUUUCGCUCUUCCUCCUCUCCUCGAUCCAUUCGUUCCUAAAAAACCUUGUUUUCGGGCGGAGGAAGAGGAAAGGUGGGAUUUUGCAUAGGGAGACAGAGAGUAGGAAUCUUCGAGGAGAAAUGGCGAGGCUGUCGAUCGGCGUCCUCGGCCUGACCGAGCUCUUCGUCAGCACGGCAGUGCAUGUGCUUUUCGGCUUCUACAUAUUUAGCACCGCGGUGGCAUCCGACCUUUCUCAGGUCCUCACGGACUGCCUCAAGCCCAACGUUUUCGGCCUGGGAGCCAAAGAGAUGGAGGAGCAGAGGACGACGAAGGAAAAGGUCGCAGUGUUAGAGGGCUCGCCGCCGCCGAUCGUGUUGGUGCAUGGGAUCUUCGGGUUCGGCAAAGGGAGGCUUGGAGGUUUAUCCUACUUUGCCGGCGCGGAGAAGAAGGAUGACCGUGUUCUGGUGCCGGAUUUGGGAUCCUUAACCAGCAUCCAUGACAGGGCAAGGGAAUUGUUCUACUAUUUGAAAGGAGGGCAGGUGGAUUAUGGAGAGGAGCAUAGCAGAACUUUUGGGCACUCACAAUUUGGGAAAAUCUAUGAACAAGGGCACUAUCCUUCAUGGGAUGAACAACAUCCAAUCCAUUUUGUUGGGCAUUCGGCAGGCGUGCAGGUCAUCAGGGUGUUGCAGCAGAUGCUUGCCGAUAAGGCCUUCAGUGGCUAUAACACUUCUGAGGACUGGGUAAUGAGUGUUACUUCCCUCUCUGGUGCACUCAAUGGAACCACUAGAACAUACUAUGAUGGGAUGCAGCCUGAGUGUGGAAGAUCAAUGAAACCGAUAUGUCUGCUUCAGCUCUGUCGCUUAGGAGUCAUAGUUUAUGACUGGCUUGACAUUGCUUGGUUUAAAAACUACUACAACUUUGGAUUCGAUCAUUUUCAGAUGGGGUGGAGAAAAACUGGCAUUACAGGUCUAGCUGAUCUACUCCUGGGUAACACCGGGCCUUUCGCUUCUGGCGACUGGAUCCUUCCUGACCUCACACUGCAAGGUUCACUUGAGCUCAACUCCCGACUGUGUACCUUCCCCAACACAUUCUAUUUCAGCUAUGCAACUAAGAGGACAAGAAGGAUUUUUGGAUUGACUGUUCCUUCUAGCAUUUUGGGAAUCCAUCCCUUGCUCUUUGUUAGAGUGUUGCAGAUGUGCCAGUGGCAUUUCCCUACCAAUGCAUCACCACCCUAUAAAGGAUACAGGGAUGAAGAUUGGGCAGACAAUGAUGGAGCCCUGAACACAAUAUCCAUGACUCAUCCUCGCCUACCUAUUGAACAUCCAAGCCUUCUUGUUGUGGAUGACUCAAAGUGCCAUCCUCUGCAACCAGGAAUUUGGUACUACAAAAUCAUCGAAGCUGAUCACAUCUUUUUCAUAGUAAAUCGGGAGAGAGCAGGAGUACAAUUUGAUCUUUUGUAUGAUGGCAUAUUUCAGCGAUGCCGAAAGCAUGUCGUCAGAAGCAGCACACCGAUAUUACCAAUAACACACUGAAGCUAUUCAGAUGAUACACAUUUUCUCAGAUGAAUUUCCCUGAAGCUUCAGUGUAUAUCGAUGCCAUCGGCCGAUUUCCCCCGCAUAAUUUCCCUGAGUGUUUCACAUACAGUGGGUUCUUUUUCCCCAAUUUUACCUUUAGCAAAUCUAGAGCUUUUGCAGAGCACAUGUACUUAUUUUUGGCAUUGCCUUUUUGUACAUAUAUCAUUGUUGAAUCAAAAGCUAUAAAAGAAAGCCUUUCAGUUGUA